Molecule: messenger RNA, 2623 nt
Organism: Rhipicephalus sanguineus (brown dog tick)
Lineage: Eukaryota; Metazoa; Arthropoda; Arachnida; Ixodida; Ixodidae
Product: THAP domain-containing protein 5
Exons: 12
Coding region: 77-1459 (460 amino acids)
Molecular function (GO): sequence-specific DNA binding
Source: RefSeq, a predicted model, not a curated record
CAUCACUGACGCCAUAUUUACGCCACCGGUGAGCAGCGCGCGACCGACGCGUUCGCGCGUGAAUUUGUUGCGUGCAAUGGGCUGUUGCUGCGCGGUUGGCUGCUCAAACCGUAACACGAAAGGUUUCCGUCUUUUUAAGCUUCCCAAGGAAAAGAACCGAAGACUCCUCUGGAUUAGAAACAUUAGGCGCAGCAAAUGGAUCCCGACCGACCGCUCCGAGCUAUGCGAGGCACACUUUGAGCCAUCGCAGUUUGAGCAAGGCCGGCAGGAUGGAUGGAAGAAACUCAAGGCUAAUGCCAUUCCCACCAUAUUUGCUUACAAUCAGGAAGAAAGAAAGGAGCCACAGAUAGAGCCACCAAAAGAUGAAGAAAUAUCACCUGAGCAAUUAUACGAUUCAGAGCCACCAGAAGAGGAUCCAUCAACAAGCCAUGUGAGCUUGCAACAAGACAAUCCACAUGUCACCCCUUCUGUGUUGCAACCAUACAUCAUCCUUGUACAUGAACUGGACGUGAAAGUAGAAGCAGACCAGUCAGGUGACCAUGCCUGCCCAAAUUCAAGCACAACAGAGAAAAGUGCAAGUUCACCAACCUCAAAUGCCAGUGAUAGAACAGCAGAUACUAAUAUACUGAAUACUCGCCAGUACCAGAGCUCUAGCGCCAAUGAAGCAUUGUCGAAAGAAUCACUUGAAGAUUAUGGCAGCUCAGAACUGCACACUUCAGUCAAAACUCUUGCCUGUGCCUUUCCAGACCAAAGAUCAAGUUCUACAGAUAGGUUAUCUGCAAGUGAAACAGAAGCCAAUAACAUUACCAUAAAGGAGGAAGGUGCCGUGACCGGUGUGAACGAUUCAAGCUUCACUGAAACAGCAGGUAACCUAAACGAGGUUUUGGGGACAGAGUUUAAUGCUUCGACAGAUCCUACAAAUAGGUUAUCUGCAAGUGAAACAGAAGCCAAUAACAUUACCAUAAAGGAGGAAGGUGCCGUGACAGAUGUAAACGAUUCGAGCUUCACUGAAACAGCAGGUAACCUAAACGAGGUUUUGAGGACAGAGGUUAAUGCUUCGACAGGUCCUACAAAUGAUUCACAGAUGCCACAAGAGCUGUAUUCGAAGUUAUUGCAAAGAAUACAACACCUUGAGCAACGAAAUAACAUCCUGAGAUGUAGAGAAAGCUCAACAAAACGGAAGUAUGAGCGCUUGCAAACUGGAUUGAAAAAGAUUUUCAAUGAUGACCAAAUCCAAGCCUUGUCCCGCGAGAGCAACAGAGGAUGCAAAUGGUCAGAACAGACAAUUAAGGAGAGCCUGGAGCUUUAUUUUGCCUGUGGCACAACAGGGUAUGACCUGCUCUGCUCCAAGUCAUUGCCACUGCCUUCGGCGAGAAGCUUGCGUGAGAGAAUUCAAGGUCAGCAACGCACUAAAAAGGCUAAACUGCACCACUGCAAUUGCUCUUCGUUUCAUGGUUGAUAAUUAUGGCUGGGGAAAAGAAAUCCCCACCAUGUCAUGGUUUCUCAAACAGGCCAAUGUGUGGUUCGAACUCAUGAGUAGUAGGUAUCCAACCAUGGCACUUAGCCUCUCCAAUAAGGACAAGCAUUCUGAGGACAUACAUUUCCUUAAGAAACUCAUAGAUAUAUUGCAAUCACUGAAGAUCGACAGUGGAACUUUUAAACCGGUGCAAGCAGGAGUGAUCUUGUCAACGUUGUCCAUUCUAUAUCUUCAGGGCUUCCUUUUUAAUGAAGAAAAGUACAGUUUUGUUCUUACUUCAAGGUUUAUGCAAGAUAGCUUAGAAAAAUUAUAUUCAAUGUUUUGCCACCGUGACCCAAUUAGAAAACCAGUAGAGUUCAAAAUGGUGUUAAAAAUCAUAACUCUGUCCUAAUACCUGAAGCCAGCAUCCAUGGGUUCCUAUGAGCUUUAUGAUGAUGCUUUUUAUUUGGUUGAUCUUGGCAACAUCCAGGAAGUGGCAAGUGAAGAGCAUGCUGAAAAUUUUGAAAAUGUACCAGAAAUGAAUGACCUGUCAGAACAGAACUCCUUUUUCUAUUAUUGUGCUACAUAGUGUCAGAGGUUAUAAAAAAUGAUGUAAUUUGUGAAAGUUGUGUGCAUGCCGCGAGGGCAACUAAAAGUGGUGGGCCUAUGAGUCAACUAACAAACCUGAAGGCAUAUAAGGAGGGGUCCUCAGCAUCUAAGAAAGUGCCUUUCAACUGCUUCCAAUGUGUGAAAGAGCAUUCAGUGCACACAUAAAUUCAUUAACGUCAUCUAGGAACAUAUUUAACAUUCUAAUUAGGCACAUGGGGGGUGCCUUCAGAGCGAUCUUUCGCAAUGUCACUGCAUUUCUCAGAUCAUUAGCCGCUAUUGUCAAUCAAGAGGCAGGCUCUAUAUAAAAGAGCUUUCAAGGAAAGAAUUCCAGAAAAAGAUUGUGAGAGCUGAUCGGUCUAGUAAAUGAAUGGCAGCACUAAGACGGCGGUGAUGUUUGAAGCCCUCAUGUUAUUUUUGUUUUUCUUUAUCAUUUGAAUGCUUUAAAGCAGCAGUGCAUGGAUGUUAAACAAGUCGUGGAUGUUAAAUAAUAAUUUUGCAUUGUCAUCAGAUGCCUCUGUAUGCAUUUACAUUUUACAAUAAAAAUGUAUUGUGACAUCA